Molecule: messenger RNA, 3492 nt
Organism: Phaeoacremonium minimum UCRPA7
Lineage: Eukaryota; Fungi; Ascomycota; Sordariomycetes; Togniniales; Togniniaceae
Product: putative dead deah box helicase protein
Exons: 1
Coding region: 1-3492 (1163 amino acids)
Molecular function (GO): nucleic acid binding; ATP binding
Source: RefSeq, a predicted model, not a curated record
AUGUCUACGCUCGGGCAACCGGUGCCGCUGCGCAGAGCGACUGGAAAGCGGAAACGUCCUCAAUCAGCACAGAUUGCUGCUGCCGAUGGGUUGGCUACAGCAGAUGGUCCGCCCGAGGCGGAUUCGCCGGUGAUCAAAGAAGAGGAGGGAGUUCCGAAGGCACGCCGAACGGCGAAGUCAAAGAAAGCGCCAAAGCUGCAGAAGGCAGACUCAAGUAUACAAGCUGUUGAUUGUCUCGUUGAGUGGCCUGAAUGGUUCAAGAGACUGGAGAAGACGCACCGGGCGCUGAAUCUUGUCUUUACGUUCUGCAGCACCAGAAAGCACCUAGCUACUACGUUUGAUACGAUUCGCUCCACAGUCGAGUCUCAUAUCAAGCGGGAGCUGCUCAUCGAGGAUGUAGCGGCGAUUGUGGCUCUUCGUCCAACAGGCAUCAAUUUCGGCUAUGUGGAUGAGGUCAUGCUGCAAAUCGAUGUCAAGGGAGCAGAAAAAGACGAUACUUUCAAGACCGGCAGGUAUAGAGGCAAGUCUUCACAGGCGUAUGCGCCCGAUGCAUCCGUCGGUGGCUUCACUGGCAGAGAAGGUCUUGGCCCGGAGGAGGACAUCGAGACAACCGGAAAGGAAGUUCUUUACUUAGAGUUCAUUGACGGCGACCUGAAGCGCCAGGUACAAGACAAGAAGACUGGGGAGCCGACAAAGCCGACAAGGAAGCUCCGGGAGGAGGAGCUUAAGAUGCCAGUCUUUAGCCAGAAGCAGUUGACGGAGCUCAUCGAGAAGCGCAACGCUAGAUUCACAAACGCAGCAAAUGAGUUUAUCAACCGAUGUGUUGCCGACAGUCUUGAUCCAGAGAUGGCUCUCAAGAGCGAGGCUGAGAAGUUCAUCCCGCAGCCAACUGAGACCCGAGAGUCUUCGCCACAGCUGGUACCAAGUACGCUCCCAGAAUCGAUCCCGACGGAACGGAAGACGAUUCCGGAAAUCAUACAAGAACUGAAAGAGAGCUCCUGGUACACGGGACAGAUUGUCCCUGAUGGCCACCGGGUGUUUGACGCUCAAGAGCCGGUGUACGGAGAUCUUAACUUUCUCUUGAGUCAAGAUUUGGUGAACGCACUAUACAACGCGAAAGGCGUCACGCAGUUCUACGCUCAUCAAACUGAGGCCAUCAAUAAUCUUCACGACGGACAUCACGUCGUUGUCUCGACUUCGACAAGUUCGGGCAAGUCACUAAUCUAUCAGCUACCGGUUUUGCACGCCUUAGAGAGUGACCACAAUGCGAGAGCCAUGUACAUAUUCCCCACAAAAGCUCUGGCUCAAGAUCAGAAACGGAGCCUGAAGGAGAUGCUUUCCUAUCUACCAGGUUUAGAAGAAGUCUUGGUCGAGACUUUCGAUGGAGACACCCCCAUGAAGGAGAGGAAUCUCAUUCGUGACGAAGCCCGCAUCAUUUUCACUAAUCCAGACAUGUUGCACAUUACCAUUCUUCCUCAGGAAGAGAGGUGGCGAACAUUCUUGAAGAAUCUGAAAUAUGUUGUCGUUGACGAGCUACAUUAUUAUAACGGGUUGAUGGGAUCACACGUUGCAUUCAUCAUGAGGCGCUUACGACGGAUAUGUGCAGCAGUAGGAAACAGGCGCGUUCGCUUCAUAUCAUGCUCUGCCACAGUAGCCAACCCCGAACAGCAUUUCAAGACAAUAUUUGGCAUUGAUGAUGUCAAACUGGUUGAUUUUGACGGUUCGCCGUCUGGUCGCAAGGAGUUCCUCUGUUGGAAUACGCCUUUCAAGGAAGCUGGCGAUCCCUCGAGCGGGCGUGGCAAUGCCAUGUACGAGUGUGCUCGUCUAUUUUGCCAACUCAUCUUACGCGGUGUUCGUGUCAUCGCAUUCACCAGGGUCAGGGAACAGUGUGAGAAGCUUGUUGGAGCUGUGAAACACGAAUUGCAGACCCUUGGACGACCCGAAUGCAUCGCACGUGUGAUGGGUUACCGUGGCGGUUACACCGCGCAAGAUCGGCGCCAGAUCGAGACCGAAAUGUUCGAGGGCAAGCUGAUGGGCAUCAUCGCGACCACUGCGCUUGAACUGGGUGUUGACAUCGGAUCCCUGGACUGUGUACUCACCUGGGGGUUUCCAUACACAAUCGCCAAUCUGAGACAGCAGAGUGGCAGAGCUGGCCGACGGAACAAGGACUCACUUUCCAUUCUGGUUGGCGACUGUUUUGCUACAGACCAGCAUUACAUGCAGAAUCCUGAUGAGUUGUUCACGAAGCCGAACUGCGAACUGCAGGUCGACCUUGACAACAUGCUCGUUCGAGAGGGUCAUGUGCAGUGUGCAGCAUAUGAAAUGCCAAUCCGACCACAGGUGGAUGCCCAAUAUUUUGGAGACGAUUUACUUAAACUGUGUGAAGAGCGACUUCUGAAGGAUGAAUUAGGUUUCUUCCACUGCCAUGACAGAUUUCGGCCGCUACCUUCCAAGUUCGUCUCUAUAAGAGAUACCGAAGAUGAGCAUUUUGCAAUUAUCGAUAUCAGCCACGGCCGAAAUGUGGUUCUGGAAGAGCUCGAAGCGUCCAGAGCGACCUUCACCAUAUACGAUGGUGCCAUAUUCCUGCACCAAGGCAAUACGUAUCUCGUCAGGGACUUCAACCCGGAGAGGCAUAUGGCAAAGGUCGAGAAGGUCAAAGUAGACUGGACCACGGAACAGCGAGACUUCACCGACAUCGACCCGAUCGAGACGGAGGCCAUUAAACAAAUUCCAAAUUCUCGAUCAAGGGCAUUCCAUGGAACCAUCAAAAUCACGCAGGUUGUCUUUGGAUACUUCAAGGUCGACAGGAACAAGCGUAUUCUUGACGCUGUCCACGUCAGUAAUCCGCCAGUCAUCCGAUACAGCAAGGGCAUGUGGCUCGAUAUACCAAAGCAGGCUUUGGAGAUCCUGGUCGAGCGGCGACUUCACGUAGCAGGCGCCAUUCAUGCGGCCGAGCAUGCCAUCAUGAGUCUUGUUCCGAAUUUUGUCAUCAGCAUGCCGACCGACAUACGCACGGAGUGUAAGAACAGCCUCAAGGAGUUCGCGCAAAAAGAAACUCAGCGGAAGCGACCCGCUCGGCUCACCUUCUACGAUGCAAAGGGUGGUGCUGGCGGGUCAGGAAUCAACACGAAAGCAUUCGAGUUCAUUGACUUACUCCUGAUGCAGGCGCUCGAGCGCGUGGUCGGGUGUGGGUGUCUGUCGGGAUGCCCGGAGUGUGUGGCAUCAGAGUUCUGUAAAGAGGCGAAUGAGGUCAUGAGCAAGGCGGGAAGUGAGGUGAUCCUGAAGAGUCUCCUGAACAUUGAAAUUGACGUGGAUGCAUUGCCGAUGGGACCAGAGGAGUUCAGUCCCGCUGGCGUUGAGACGGUGGUCCUGGCGCAGCCUGUUCUACCGAGAGACAAGAGACUUCUUCAGGAGCUAGGUAUCAAGCUGGAAGAAGAUGAGGGCGAGGGAGUGCUUGCGAGUGUUCCGCGGGUGAAUGUACGAGAAACAUGA